Molecule: messenger RNA, 9656 nt
Organism: Phymastichus coffea
Lineage: Eukaryota; Metazoa; Arthropoda; Insecta; Hymenoptera; Eulophidae
Gene: MESR4
Exons: 3
Coding region: 351-7286 (2311 amino acids)
Biological process (GO): regulation of DNA-templated transcription
Cellular component (GO): Rpd3L-Expanded complex; nucleus; Rpd3L complex
Source: RefSeq, a predicted model, not a curated record
GCGAGAGCUAGUAUUUGGUGCGUGGUGUAGUGAUCGCUGGCACAUGUGCAGUAAGCGACUUGCCGUCGCGUCGAUCGAAUACACACUGCGAUCAAUUCACACUCGCACACAUCCUCUCAUUGCUACAUAACGAAGUAGCGUCUCGGCCUAACCUGCAAAAUCUUAGCCAAGAGCAGCAGUGACCGCAGCAGAGAGUACGAGACAAAGGCACGGUCCGCACGGUGGAGUGCGGGACGACCAUGAGGACGACGAGGCGCACCGCUGCAACCACGACGCCAUUUUACUAACCUCGGCGUCCCGCCGCCGCUCUCCUCCCUAGAUAUUAAGGCUCACUCAACUAUAAUUUUAUUAUGGAAGAUGAGGACAAUGAGAAUGGACUUGUCGAUAAAUGGACUUUAUUUGAAGAAGCAUACUAUAAGGAGGCAAGCAUUGAUACAUCAUUAGCACAAAUCAAUAAUUCAAAUGUCAGUCUAGAUGACAUUGAUGAAACUCGAGAAGACUGUUUUUAUUCCUCUUAUCCCCAAGAUUCUGAUGGUAAUGGUAACUCCAAUAUAAAUCUAAAAAAUGUUAUCAAAGGAUUUAAGAAAAAUAUUCUCAAAAUUCAACCGGAAGAAAAUCAAGUAGUAAAUGAUAAUACAUCAGUAGAACAAGCUGUUCAAUUCAAUGAUACAUCAAAAGAAAGAACAAUCAAUAUGGUUGAAGUGAAAGAAAAAAAUAUGGCAGAGUACGCCCAAUAUUUGGGCCUGCAACCUGCAUCAUCGAAACCUGAAUGCAACCAAUGUAAUACUUUUGAAAGUGAGACUAUUACAGGAGAAUCUAAACAAGAUCAAUGUGAUUCUUCAGCAAAAAAUUCUACUUUAGCUGAUGAUGCUGAUAGUUCUAAGCUUUAUCUAGUGAAUAAUGCAAAAUUACCAUCUACCAGUAGUAAUUAUAAGCUAGCAUGUAUAGAAAAUUCUCAGUCAUCAAGUUUGGAUGAUGAAGAAUCCUUGCCUGCUAAUAAUUGUUAUUCACCGUCAGUUGAUACAACCACAUCACCAUCUACAAAAGCAAAUCAAUCAGAUCUUGCCAGUCCAUUAACGUCACCAUCCACUAAUAUAUCUAAAAAAUUGAAUAAGUCAGUGGAUGAAGAUAUUGCUGAAUCUACAUGUCAGACACCACUGAAAGAGGCACUCCGGUCACCAUCUCAAGUGGCAUCACAGUUAAUACCUGAAAAGACGCCCCAGUCACUACCUAAAGAGACACCCCAAUUACUACCAGCUGAGCUAUCUACACCAUCAUCUUCAAAUGUAUUGCAAUCACCAACUUCAGAUGCAAUUCAAUCAUCACCCAUGGAAGUAUCUCAAUCUCUAGUUCAAGACUUAGUUCAAUUACCAUCAUCAGAUACAGUUCAAUCAUCAUUUAUGGAAGUAUCUGACUCUCCAGGUCCAGGAACAGUUCAUUCAUCAUCUAUGGAAGCAGCUGAAUCUCCAGCUCUAGAAACAGUUCACUCACCAUCCAUGGAAACAACUAAAUCUCCAGCUUCAGAGAUAGAUCAAUCUCCAUCCGUAGAAACAUCUGAUUCUCCAGCUCUAGAAAUAGUUCAAUCACCAUCCAUAAAAGAAACUAACUCUCCAGUUCUAGAAAUAGUUCAAUCACCAUCCAUGGAGGUAGCUGAAUCUCUGACUUUAGAAUCAUUCCAAUCACCAUUAAUGGAGGUAUCGCAAUCGCCAUCAGUAGAGACAUUGGAAUCACCGAUUACUGAUAGACCUGCAUCGUCACCUGAAGAAGCAUCUCGAUCCCCAUUUACAGAAUCAUUUCAAUCCCUUUGUGAAGAAGCAUCUCGAUCACCAUCUGCUGAUGUAUGUAUAUCACCAGCAACUGAUGCACCAAAAUCUCCAUUGGUUGAUGUGUCACUAUCUUCAUCUACUCAAGCAUCACAUAUUCAAACUCCAAUGUCACCAUGUGUUGAAGUAUCUAAGUUAUCAGUUAGUAAUGAUAUGGAUAUUAUUACAAUUAAUAGUCCAAAACCACAACCUGCAGACAGUGAAUCACCAAUUAGUAAUUACUCACAAUUACCUACGAUAAAUAUUUCAGAAUCAGCAUCUUGUGAUAGCUCAGAACUGCCACCUGAUGAAAAUAUUCAAUCUCCGCCUAACAUUAAUACAGUACUUUCAUGUGACAGUAAUUCCAAAGAACUUCAAACUGAUAAAUCUGAAGUAUUUAUUGAUAAAUAUGAACCCAUUCCAUCAACUAGUUAUGAAGAUCCAAUUCUAUCAAGCAAUUGCAGCCGGUCAUCAUUAUCUGUUAAAACUUUAGCUUCAAGUAAUUCUUGUUCAGAAGCACCAUCUACCAGUCAACCUUCAAAUUUCAAAAUCACUAGUAAAGUUUAUUUGUGUGCAGCUUGUGAGAAAUAUUUUGAAAACUGGAAUCUUUUUACACAUAUGCGAGAAGUACAUCAACGGCAUAUCUGCUUGUUUUGCCUUGGUAUGUUUGGCCAAGCCGAAAGGUUAUCAUAUCAUCUACUAAAGAAACACAAUGUUCCAGAUAUGAAUUUCAAUUCAGCAGAAGAAUUCUUCAAAGUCUUUAUAGGCCCUUGUUUCCUGGUCUGUUGUGCAUGUGAGAAGAUGUUUUCAGAGAAUGAAAAAUUUUAUGAUCAUUUUUGUCCAUCUCAAAAAGCAGUACAAUCAACAUCUGGAGUUUGUUCUCAGUGCAAAAAAAUAAAUUCACAUACAGAUGGGUGUAGGUUAGCUCCUGAAAAAAGUGAUAGUAAAAAGGUGUUGCAAAGUUUACCGAGCAGUUCUAGGACUACAGAAGUUGAACGUACAAAAACUAAUCAAACAGUGACAAAUGUGAUACGACAUUCAAAAAGAACAAUAAAACCUAAUAGAUUAAAUGAUGAUAUUUAUUUGUACACAAAGUUAACCAAUAUUCGUUCAAAAAGGACUAAAUUGCAAAAUACAUCUGAAACUAUCAAUAGCGCUUGUUUGGAUUCCCAUAAAGAUAUAUGUGCUAUUGAAUCUAGAGAAGCAAAUCGGAAAUCAUUUUCUGAUUCUGGUAUGGAAAUUUGUACUGGUGCUGAUAAUGGAAACAAUUUUGAAAAUGAUAGAAUUGUAUUAGAAAAUGACAGUCAUGAAAGUGAAAGUGAAUCAUUGAGUCGUGUUAGUGCCAAGGAUACUUAUGAUAGUGUAACUGAAACUAUAAUGGCAGUUUCUCAAGGUACAAAUUUUGAUCAUUCUAUACAUCCAGAUAUAAUGUCUAGUAGCAAAUUAAAAAGUACUUUGGACUGUAGCACAAGCAAAGGUACAGUUGAAACUUCAGAACCAAAGGAUGAAGAUGAUGUGAGAUUGAUUGAAAAGAAUGUUGUAAAACUUGAUGAAACCAAAGAGCUUAGUUUGGAACACAAUUCAUUAAAUGAUGUAAGUGAGAAUUUAAAUUCAGAUUCUGAAUCUGAUGCAUCAAACGGCUCUAGUAAUGCAGCGGAUGAAUUAUUUGAUGACAUAGUGUCAACCCCAACAAAAAAUGAACAAAGUAAACCAAUAUUGAGUGCUACUCCUGUUACAGAUAGGAAAUUAGUAAUCAAAAUUUGUACCAAAAAUAAUUCUGUAUAUUCAAUAAAAACACCAUCAAUAGAAAAUAGUAUUGAAAACUAUGAUAGUUAUAAAGAAUCAGAAAAAAAUAAUAACAGUAAAGAAUCUGGCAAGACACAACAAACGACUGAAGAAUCUUUAAAGGAUGCACAAGACACUAAUUCAGAUGAUAAAAAAAUAGAAAUUACAGAAAACUGUGAAAAUGAUACUUUAGGUACUAUAAAUUUUGACUCAGACAUUAACAAAGAGAACAAAUUAGAUGUUGAGAAUCAACUGAAUGAAAAGAAUGAAGAAACCGUGAAUGAAAAGCUAAUAAUAGAUACUGUAGACAGUAAAGUUGAAACUUUCGAUGGAAUUCCAUUGGCUGGUGAAGAAAUUCCAGUAGUAGAUUUAGAUGUGGAUGAUCUUUUGGAAAAGAUGGAGCUGGAAGAGUUACUGAAACGAUGUAUUAAAGUUGUUUGUGGAAUUUGUGUUUAUUGUAAUCAUGCUCGACAGAUAGCUGUCAAUGGUAAACAAUUGAGUCUUCACAUGCUUUCAGAACACAGGUUUCAACCUCAACAUCCUGCAAUUAUCAUCAACCAAGAACAGUUUAUAGCAAAGGUGAAGAAAUAUUUCAAUGAAUUGGAGUCAUAUUUUUUUAAUCUGGAUUCUUUCAAUAGCAAACAAGGAACCUAUAAUGUUUCCAUGGUAAAAACCUAUGAAUGCUUCAACUGCAGGUUUCACUCUAACUCUCACAAAGAACUUUAUUUACAUAAUAGAAAAAUGCAUCAAAAACCAAAUCUAUUGUGUAUAAUGUGCAAGUCAACGUUUUUAAGUUAUAGUGAGUUACUGUGCCAUUUAUGUCCAGGAGUUUACGCUGCAAAUAUUGAUAUACAGUACAGGUGUUGUCUGUGUCAAGUCUCUAAUAUCCCAUCAUCUUUCAGGCUUAUGGUACAUCUUCGUAAAUUGCAUAAUGCCUGUGACGUUUGUUUGGAAACUACUGGCAAUCAGCAAAAUUUAUCCAAUCACAUUUGGAAGCAUAAAUUAAAUCAUCUGUGUUAUAGAUGCGGUAUAGCUUAUCGUAAUAAGCCAGACAUUACAAAGCAUCUCUUCUGGAAACAUGGAACAGAAAGUGUGCAGUGCAAAAAGUGUUUACAAAAAAAAUGGCCUUACAUAUAUCAUUUUUGUGUUCCGCCAGCAGACUUUCCUUGUGAAGAAUGUGGAUAUAUUUGUCACAAAGCUGUUGCAUUAAAAGUGCAUAAAAGAAUUCACACAAAUGAAUUCCCUUACCCUUGUACUGAGUGCUCAGCAAAGUUGAUUUCAAAACAUUUAUUGGCUAGGCAUGAACAAAGUCACAGAGAAUCAGGACCAUCAUCACCACCAAUUACACUGCCAAAACCCAAUGAAAAUCAAACAAUUAAAGAGGAAGAUAAUGUUCAUAUUGAUGUCUGCAAUACAGAAGUAAAUGUUAAUGAAAAAGUUAAAUCACCUGAUGAGACUCCAAAAGAACCAGUAAAAAAAGUGGUGGAUGUACUUGAUCUACCACCGUUAAAUUUGUCAGACAGUGACAGUGAUGACGAAGAAGAAAAGCCAGAUGAAUGCAAAAGUAACAAAAAACCAGAGAAAAUUGAGGCAGAUAUAGUUGACAAACUAGAAAUGGUUCAGCCAGAACCAUCAAUUGAGCUUACAAAUGACGUGAUAGUUGAAGUUGAAAGAAAUGAGGAAGAGAAAAAGCAGGAGGAGCAGAUUAUGGAUGGCAUUUGGGGUAAUUUCAAGUCUUAUACAGCAAGUUUGGAGAAACAAGAGGCUAAUGCUAUGGAAGCAGACAUCGAGAAGCAAAUUGUAGAAAAUGCACAACAAAAAGAAGAAAUUGAACGUUUAAAUAAAGCAAUACUAGCUGAUCAUGAUUAUUGUGUAGUAUAUCCAAGUAAGGAUGAAGAAGAUCAGAAUUCAUCCAGCAGUACCUUAAAAAAGACUGAUGAUAAUGUAGAAACAGAUAAAACUAAUUUUACAAAAGAAAGAACACCUUCACCAAGUGUUGCUAACAAGCUACCAACUAUUGAAAGUGAAUCGACUAAGAAAAAAGUAAAAUCUCCAAAAAAGAAGAAACAGAACACUAGCACGUCGUCCAGUGAUUCAUCCAGCGACAGUGAGUCUAGUAAUUGCUCUUGUGGUCCUGACUGUAGCUGUAGUAGUACCUGCAGCAGUGGCAGUUCCAGUUCAAGCAGCAGUUCUGAUUCUGACAGUUCCUCAUCGAAUUCACCCAAAAAAGUUGAUCGGGAGAAGCGUAAAAAAGGAAAAGGAAUGGUAGCAACAGAACCAGUAGGCGAGCCAGAGAAGAAAAAUGAAGUUGUCGAGAAGCCGCCAACAGAGACUAAAGAACAGACGGUAGAGGUAAAAAUUGAGAUUGAAACAGCUCCGAUCGAACCACUGCCGAAGAAAGUUCCAGCACUUAUAAUAAGAGAGUCUGAUUUGGAAACAACAGAGACUGACACCGACGAAGAGUUCUACGAUGAAAAUCCUCAGAAAACGGCUACGAAAUUGCUGGCUGAAAAACGUAAGCAAACGUUGCUUGCUUCCGGUAUAUCAGGUCCUACAGACACAACUACGACGCCGGUCAAUGGUGUUAUGGAUAGUGAAUUAUCAACACAGACACCAGCAGCAUCGCCCAGUCAAUUGGACACUCUCGUGAUACCAACUGCUAGCAAGCAACGAAAGUUCAAGACAAGAAGGCGCAGAAAAGGUCUUUGGGGAAAGGCUCGAAAUCCCACGAAAAGUGUCGAUUCGAUCAAAGUCAACAUUCCAAAAACCAGCUACCAGAGACGUGGAGCACCACGCGGAAGAAGAAACUCGAUCGUUUCCAACAUAUCUGUUUUCGAGACUAAUCAAAUGAUGACGCCGGAAGCAGCGAGUUUUUCGAGGACUCGCAGUCUUGCUGGCAGUGGCUCGGAAUUGGAUACAACAAGAUCGUCCAAGAGAAAGCGCGUGCCUAAACGUUUUUAUGAUGACUCGAGUGAUGAGGAAAAUCAUAUGCAGCGAAUGUUAAAGUGGCGGCGAACCGAUGCUCCGCCAAUGAUGAGCACUUCGUCACCCUCGUCAUCGAGUAAAGCUCUCAACAAACAAAGCUUUCAACAGCAACAGCAGCUACUUCUACAACAACAGCAACAGCAACAACAACUCCUCAUUCAACAACAACAACAACUAAUUAUGCAACAACAGCAGCAACAGUUGAUCAUCCAACAACAGCAGCAACAGCUACAAUUUCAACAGGAGCAACUGUUGCAGGCUCAAAGACAACAGCAGCAGCAGCAACGCGAUGAGGACGACGAGGACGAAGAGAGAGCCUUGGUGAUCGCAGCUUCUGACAGUGAAAGUAAUGACAGCAGCAGUAGUGACUCGAGCGAUUCUGACAACGAAACUACCGAGGCAAAGAGCAAGUUGACUUCAACAGCAAUAGCUGUACCUCAGACAAUGGCGGCAGCGAGUUCUGGCUCACUGUUUCAUUCAAACUUCCCUCAACUACAUCCUAUCAUUCCGGAGCGCUCUAACAAUCUCUACUGUUAUUGCCAGUGCCCCUACGACGAAGUUUCAGAGAUGAUCGCCUGCGAUGGCGAUGACUGUCAGAUCGAAUGGUUUCACUUUGAAUGUGUGGGAAUUACAGUGCCACCGAAAGGCAAGUGGUUCUGCCCGGAUUGCCGCAAGAAUCUUGGAAUGUCCGAUGAGGAAAUGGCCAAUGGAUAAUUGCGACUGGACGAUGUCUUUGCCCGGACUGAUCACUUUAUACUUGAGGAUAAAACGCUUAUUGACGUGGGUGUCUCAGCGCUCGUUUAUUACUAUGCUACUACUACUAUUACUAUUACUACUACUACUACUACUACUACUACUACUACUACUACUAUUAUUAUUAUUAUUAUUAUUAUUAUUAUUAUUAUUAUUAUUAUUAUUAUUACUAUUAUUAUUAUUAUUAUUAUUAUUAUUAUUAUUAUUAUUAUUGUUUAUUUCCUUUCUCUUAUUAUCUUAUCUUUCUCUUUUUCACGGAUGCAACGAAAGAGCAAGGAGUCAACGUGUUUAUAGUUCUCUUAAAAUCGAACGUAGUCACACUCGCGUUUGUAUAUAAUACUUGUAAAUACGCCCCUAGAGUUUCUAUGAUAAUGAACGACAUAAGUUUUUGUGUAAAUUUCUUUGUACUUCUUUUAACGAUACGUCAAUGUACAUUUAUAUAUUAGGAUCAAAACUACACGUAUAUACACGUUAAUAGUACAGUAAUUGCAUAAACUGCAAAAGAUGGAGGGCUGUUACAUUGGCGAAAUUUACUUAUGGGCUGAGUUUUACUGUCAGAACUGCUGGCAGUGUCUGUCGUUUCAUUGCAUCGGAAAAGUACUAUUGUUUGAAAGGGAAAGCAAUACAUUUUGUUUUAUGUUUCACACUCGAUUCAGAAACUGUAAGCUGUCGCACUAAAAGAACAACGGUAUAAUGCAUACUUUUCUUUAUUCUUAGCUUCGUAAUGUAAACUAAAAUGUUUUCCAACAUUUUUUUAUGUUGAAAUUUGAGAAAAACGUAUCGAUAUUUUUCCGAAAUCAAAUUUAUAAAAAAAAUUAACUAAACCUAUUAAAGCUAUUUUUGAAAUGCUUUAGAUAUUAGACGUAUUAGACGUGGUAUUUUAAAAUUGAUUACAAAACUAUUUUUUAAUACGCUUUUCUCGAUUACAUUACUUUGGUUCAGUAAAUUGAAAAAUAACUUAAAUGAAUUUUUGAUAUGUUACACUAGCGUCUGACUAUUUCUUUUUGAAGUCACAUAACUUGAAUUAAAAGAAAAUUAAUGUAAAAUUCAAGGAAAAAAGAAAUAAAAUCAAUAAAAAAAAUUUAUAUAUCAAGAUAUAAUAUAUACACAAAAUUAAUGUUGAAAAAAAUUACGUGCCAAAAAGUUAUAUCACGGUCGUUUUAAUUUGAUCUAGUGAUUAUCUCACAUUUUAAUCCAUUAGAAUUUCUUUGGCUCUUAUUUGAAAUUUGACGAUGAAAAAUUCAUUGUUACAUUAGGUCGUAAUUUACUAAAAAAAACUAAUUGUAUUUGUAUAUAUUCAUCGAUGCUUGUAACGACAGACUAAAAAAAUUGUAAAAGCUUUCCAAAAGCUUCGUUUUUACACGAAAACAUGUAUUUGCUUGUACGACUUGAAAUCCAUUGGUGUAACAAUUUUUAGCUGAUUAUCAUUUUUAGUCAUAAUAGUAGCAAGUGUUGCGAAAAAAAACACUACGUAUUUUUUGACGAUUAAAUUUAUUUUUAUAAAUUUUCUUACGAUCAACUUUCGAAAGAAGACAAUUCUUACAAUACCGCGUUUUCAUUUACAAUCAGUCCUCGUCUCUCUAGAUGACUUGGUUCUCAAAACGUCGGUGACAAAUUCUUUGUAAGAUAUACGCUGUAUUAUAAAAAAUCGAUAAUAAUACAUUAUUCUCAUGAAACCUACACAUUUUUGUAUUCGUUAAUUUCUCUAACUUAACAUUCAGUACUAUACUUGUACACAUUUCUUUUUAAGCUUACGUUUUUCAUGUUAAGAAAAAUUGUUUAUAUUCUCCUUUCCUGCUUUUUCUUUUUUUUUGUUCUUAAAAUAUACCCCUUAUUCCCCUUUUCUCCUUAUCCUAUCAUUUACCCCUUAUAAAAAGGUGAUGGAUGCCAUAUUGAAGCAUUUUAUUUGUGAUCUUACUGGCCGAGGUAAAGUCACGUGAUAUACUGUUAUAGCAGUAAAUAUGCGUGUCGAUGUGGUUUCGAGAUGAGGUUUUAGUAAUAAAAAUUCAUUUUAUCAUAAUUGAUACGAAGAAUUUUAAAGAUAAUGAAAAUAAAAAAGUAUGUUACGAUGUUAUUAUUUUUACACUUAUUUUAUGAAACUAGCAGCGAAUAAAUCAUUUGAUAAAAGCGCGAGGUUUUUUUAAUUAUUUUGAUAAUCUGAUAUUUAAACGUGUAAGAUUGAAAAAAAUGUUAUAAUAUCAUAAUCUUUAUGAAAAGAGUAAGAUAAACGUUUAAUAGUAAUUUGACCCGUAAAGUUGAAAAGAAUUAUAGAUUGUUUUUAUCGGUUUUUGAUAUGAUAAUUCAAGAAUUUAGAAUAUGUGGAGCUAUUUU